Molecule: messenger RNA, 1638 nt
Organism: Rattus norvegicus (Norway rat)
Lineage: Eukaryota; Metazoa; Chordata; Mammalia; Rodentia; Muridae
Gene: Cfap68
Product: cilia and flagella associated protein 68
Exons: 4
Coding region: 148-687 (179 amino acids)
Biological process (GO): flagellated sperm motility
Cellular component (GO): cilium; nucleoplasm; axoneme
Source: RefSeq, marked provisional
UACAGUCCCAUCCUUCACUGCUAUGGUAUUGGGUUUGCCUGCCUGUGAAAGGCAGUCGGGUUGUGUCUCUCAAACCAUGACCAUCUGUCUGUGGUGAUCUGCACACCUUUGUUAGCAGAACUGGAAAGAUCAGGUUUGGAGACAUUAAUGAACAUGGAACUGCCAUAUAAAAAUCCCUGCUCUCUGAAAAUUUCCAGCAAAUCACUGUAUUCACCAUCAAGUUACACAUCAAUAAUACAGAGACAAAACCUUGUCUGUUACCUCAGAAACCCACACUAUGGCAGCCUUAUUUAUGCUGAUGGUCACGGUGAGGUGUGGACAGACUGGAAUAACAUGUCCAAGUUUUCUCAGUACGGAUGGAGGUGCACCACUAAUGAGAACUCGUAUUCGGACCGUACCCUGAUAGGCAACUGGAACCAGGAAAGAUAUGAUAUAAAGAAUGUUGUGCAGCCCAAACCCUUGCCUUCCCAGUUUGGACACUGCUUCGAAACAACAUACGAUGCAAGCUACAACAGCAAAAAGCCACAAUCAACACAUAGGUUUAAACGAGAGCCUCAUUGGUUCCCUGGACAUCAACCUGAGCUGGAUCCUCCUCAUUACAAAUGCACAGAAAAGUCAACUUCUAUGAAUAGCUACUCAAAGCCUCAACCCACUCAUUACUCUUGGUGUGUAUAUGAUCCGAAAUGAACCAAUCUUAGGAUCCAGGAAUCUAAGAAAGAAGAUGUAGCUUCAUUUUUUUUCUGGAGUAGACUGUAGAAAGGAGCACAUUCUGAGCAGUCUCAAACAUCAUUCUUAAUAUGCUUUCUGACUAAAUAAAGCACAACGCACCAAAAAAAAAAAAAAACCUCUAUUUUUGUUUACUCACUGUUCUGGUGAAUUUUUAUCAACUUAACACAAACCUAAACAUACCUGGGAAGAGGGAAUUUUAAUUGAGAAAUUAUCUCCAUAUGAUUGGCCUGUAGGCAAGCCUAUAAUAAGUGUAUUUUCUUGAUUAAUGAUUGAUGUGGGAGGGCCUAUCCCACUGGGGGGUAGUGCCACUGCUGGGCUGGUGGCCCUGAGUGCAUUAGGAAAGCAGGUUGAGUAAGCCAUUGGAGAACAAGCCAGUAAACAUCCAUGUCAUCUUCUACCUCCAGUUUCCAGUCUUGAGUUCCUAUCCAAACUUUCCUGGAUAAUGAACUUAAAAGCUGUAAGUUGAAAUGAAUUCUUUCCUCCCCAUGGUGUUUUAGCCCAUCAGUAGGAACCUAAUUAGGACAGUAUAUAACUGCGGUGUCAGUGUGUUUGUGUGUGUGUGUGUGUGUGUGUGUGUGUGUGUGUGUGGUGUGGUGACAAUAAGGGGAAAGAUAUGAAUCUAAAAAGAACAAGGUUAUUUGGGAGGUUCUGGAGGGAGAAAAGGGAAGGGGGAAAGGUUGUAACUAUAAUCUCUAAUAUUAAAUAAUUUUUAAAACAGAAUCAAACCAAAGGUUCAUGAAUGGUAGGCAAGUACCAUGAAACACAUCUCCAGCUCUCUAAGAAACAUGCAUUUGCCUAGGCUCUCUACCAAAACCAGGAUUGGGCCUAGGACUCCUUCAAAGAGCAUUUGUCCUAGCAUGCUUAGGACCCUGACUUGGAUCCCCAGCACCAGAGGGCAACAGAGAGAGA